Messenger RNA from Pieris napi, 4090 nucleotides. RefSeq names its product sodium-coupled monocarboxylate transporter 2. Gene Ontology annotation, cellular component: membrane. The transcript is spliced from 10 exons. Bases 168 to 2084 code for a protein of 638 amino acids. Gene Ontology annotation, biological process: transmembrane transport; sodium ion transport. Lineage: Eukaryota; Metazoa; Arthropoda; Insecta; Lepidoptera; Pieridae. Gene Ontology annotation, molecular function: symporter activity. The record is from RefSeq and is a predicted model, not a curated record.
GCUGGUCCUUCAUUCCGUCGCGAAACCUUGUCUUGGUUGCACGUCAGUUUAAUCAUUUUAUGGACGCUCGCCAAAUCUAUUUUAAUAUACUGUUAGACUUAGAAAAGAAAAUAUUGUGAAUUAAGUGAAGUGAUUGUGAAUUUUAUUGCCCGAAUCACGCAGUUACCAUGAACUCAGGCUGGCUGGCGUGGGAGUGUAUAGUUUUCGCGUUGUUCAUAUGCGGGUCAUCAUGUUUUCCCCUAUGGAGUCGGAAGAAGGAUGCUGCAGCGGCCGGGAGUGCCAAAAGAGCCUAUAUUUUCGCUGGAGGAGGGGUGUCGGUACUCUCAAUGAUGCUGUCUGUGGCGAGGGGGACAUUGGGCGUACGGUCGUUUUUAGGGUUUCCAUCUGAGCUGGUGUACUUCGGAUCGUCAAUGUGGGAGACCCUGUAUGGAAUGAUUUUGGCGUUUCCUGUGGUCUGUUUGGUGUUUAUUCCUGUUUACUUCAGACUCCAUACGAACUCUGUGUAUCAAUAUUUAGAGAUGCGUUUCGGCUCAAAAUCAGUUCGUCGUCUUGCGGCAGCUACUUUUCUACUCCGCCAAGUACUAAACCUAGCGGUUACAGUAUAUACGCCCACAGUUGCAUUACACGCAGUCCUCGGCUUGCCCCACUGGGCGUCCGCUGCUGCGUUGACUGUGGUCACUGUGGUUUUUAAUUUGUUAGGCGGUUUGGCGGCAGCUAUAAGAGCCGAUGUAAUUCAAACGUUGACGAUGGUGAUUGUAAGUGGUGCUUUCAUCAUGCAAGCUACAAUAAAAUCCGGGGGACCCGCACAAGUCCUACAAGAUAACAUUGAUGGUGGAAGAAUGAAGUUUUUCAACUUCACUUGGGACCCAACAGUCCGCGUGGACACAUUCUCCGCCAUAAUCGGUCAGCUUUUCAUGUCCGUAUCAAUAUAUGGCUGUCAACAGACCUUCGUACAAAGAUACUGUUCAAUGUCCAGCGAAGCUAAAGUCAGAAGGAUUCUCUUCUCGAAUGUUCCAGCAGUUUCUGUCCUCUUCAGCCUAUCCUGGGUGGUCGGGAUGGCCUUAUAUUCCCUAUAUAGAUACUGUGAUCCUCUUAUGAGUGGAAGAAUCAGUGCCCCAGAUGAAGUCCUGCCGUUUUAUGUGCAAGAUCAAUUUGCUUUUCUGCCAGGAAUGCUUGGUUUGUUUUUGGGGAGUAUCUUCAAUGGAGCGCUAAGUUUCCUUGUCUCGAAUAUUAACUCGCUGUCAACCGUGACAUGGGAAGACUUUGUGUCAUCAGCGCCAGCCUUCAGGGACAUCACUGACAAGCAACAAUUGACUGCCAUCAAGAUUAUUGGCAUUAUCUAUGCAAUAAUUAUAAUGAUUAUGUCGCUGUUCGUACGGUUCGUCAAUGGGGUGGUAGAAGCGAAUAUGCUGGUAACAUCGGCGACUUCUGGGGCGCUGCUGGGUGUGUUUUUGCUGGCAACCCUAUUCCCUAUGGCGAAUGGAAAGGGGGCGUUAUGUGGCAUGAUUGUCUCUCAUGUAAUGACGAUAUGGAUGGCCAUGGGGAGACUGCUUUAUGUUAAUUCUAAAGUAGAUAUGCUGCCACUGUCCGUUGAGACCUGUCCCAAUGCAACUGCCCGAGCACUGAAUCCGCGACAUAUGGCUGUCGUUGUCAAUGAGACACUGUCGCGGUACGCCCCCGUCUUCGAAGCUAUUGACAGUAGUCAUACUGCAAAAAAGGCCGUUUCUGAUAAUAUAAUGUUUGACAGCUUAAUGAAAUUCUACUCAAUAUCCUACAUGUGGUAUGCCGUAAUAGGGACCUUAGUCUGCGUACUUUGUGGAGUAAUAGUUGGCUAUCUAACGAACCAGGAAUCGGACAAAUUUGACGAGCGACUUCUCCAUCCGUUGGUGGCGAGAAUGGCCCGCAAAUUCCCGGGAAAAUCACAUACAUUCACAACGCCAGAUAGGGAGAGAACCUCAGAGGAAAAUGAAGCUUCUGAUAAAACGUGUGAUACCAUAGUUGAGGAACAAAGAACUCAGACCGGACUUGCUGGUAAUAAAAUAUAUUAUAUUGACAGUCUAGAGCCGAUGAAAACUAGGCUAUGAUAGGUAGAGGAAGUGAUGUGUGCCAAUUUUGUAUAUAAGUGUAUAUAAGUAGGGAUAUUUAAUUGUAUGAUUUGUAUGUUGAUUUUUGUAAACUUACUUUGUUUACUGAACGUUUUUGUGGGUUGACCAAUGACCAUGACCACUAUUAAAAAAGUUCCUUAAAAAUUGUGAAUUUGUUUUCUUAUGCAAAUAUUUUAUUUAGUCUAGUGUUGUAUUCACGCUAAAUCGUCCUUACUAAACCCAUAACACUAAUUUAUGAAAGUUAAUUGUCAAAGUGACAAAUGACAGUGACGUGUGCAAUUAGACACCAGUGCAAUGUAAGGUGUUUCAGGUGCGCUCUAUUGGCAUAUUUUUCAAAAUUGAGUCGACGCAAUGCGCAGGCGCAAUUACAAAUUUCGCUUAAAAUAUUUGUAUGAAAUUGGCAACAAAAUUCCUACAAGUAUAUUCGUUACCCAUAUUAUUUAAAAAUAUAUUUUUGGACUUUAUUCAGCUUGGCAGAAAUUAAAUUACGCGUUUUAAACGGCUUAUUUAUCUUCGUAUAAUCCGCAAAUAAUGGUUAACCAGUGUUUUGUAAUAAUAAAGUUUUUAAACAUCUAAACAAGAUGUACUUUUAUGGCAUAACUUAGAUAUAAAAAAGACAGUCUUAAAGACAAAAUAGUUUUUGAGUGUUAUUUAUUCCUAAUAAGAGCUGUGAAUCAUGCUAAUUAUAAUGCUAAAUCUGAUGUACAAUUAAACUAAACCAAGGCUGUUUCCACAGGAUCAUAGGUGGUUUAAAAAAAAAUCUAAGAAAAAAUGCUUUGAUAGAUUCAUUCGCGUUUUGGAAUGCGUACCUAAAUCUCUGAUUUAGUACAUAUGUAAUUCUUAAAGAAAUUUCUAACACUUCCCACAUUUAGUUUUGUAACUACGUAUUUUUAUUUACUAUUUUGGUAUAUUUACAAUAAAUUUGAAGCAACAAAUGAACUAAUUAUUAUUAAAUACAUUUUUACUCCAAUGGUGUAGCGACGAAGUGACCUUGGCUUUCGAAACUAGUUUUUGGUUUUAAAAAUAUAUAUUUUGUCCAUCAGAAGUAGCAUUAACCCAAUAAAAACUUAAAUAGGAUUAGUUAAGAAUUUGAAGUGCAAUUAUUAUGAUUUUUAAAACGUUAUAGUGAUAGUUAAUAUUAACUUGACUGUGAUUAUAUAUAAUAUUGAUGACUGAAUCAUGAAUUUAUUAUAUGUUUUACGCAUGCAUGAAAAUAUAUAUAAGAAAAAGAUAGCGAGUUUUGUUUGGAAGGUCAAGCUAUAUUCUAUAAAAAUCCAUUUUUAAUGUACAAAGUAUCAACUUUAAACACGCAUCGACGCUCAGAGUAGACUAUUAAAAUUACUAUUAGUAAAAAAUAUUGACACGCUCACAAAAUAUAAACAUAUAUAGAAGAUAUAUACAAUAUAAAGAACUCAACUCAGCUACGUAAUCUAAUUGAUUUAAGGAAGUAUUUAAAAUAUCUAGUACUUGUUUCCAUUUUCUGUGAACUAUAAUUUCCUAUGGAACCUAUUCCUAAUGCAUGACUCAAUACGGCUGUAAUGUGAAUGUGUCCAUUAUACCUUUAGUUAUCGCUGACCAAGACUGUUGUAACGUACGAAACUUCGAGUUUGUGUAAUAAAAUAUAUUUUAUAAAUGAGAAGAUAAUGUUUAAUCAUCAUAAAUCAAUCGAAUUGCACUAUUUUAACUAUCUCCAUCUCUUUUCAUCCCUAUUUGAUAGUAGGAGAGGAAAGAGUACUUUAUUUAAAAGAGUGCAAUCAGACUGAUACUAUGUAAUUUAAAUAGGGUAAAUUUAUGAAAUGAAUAUACGUAUAUGGAUGUGCUUAGUAACUAGACGUUGUUGUUUUUAUCCUAGUUUGUUCUGGGCUGUAUUAAUUAAUGUAUUAUUUAGUGAUCAUGUUGUAUGUGUUGUUGCCAUUAUGUACUUAUAUUGAUCAGUAUUAAAUGCGAAUAUUUUUAGAGAAAAAAUAAAGAUAUAUUUUAACGAA